UGAGCCAUGUAGGGACCCCUGCUGCUGGGAUGUCCUCCUGGGAGCUGGUGGAAUCCUAGGGUACUCAGGAUGUCCGGAUCCAUCCAUUCCUCCUCUCAGUGAGCUCACACUCUCCUUCGCUGCCCCUCGUCAGAGGUGUGGGGUUGGAAGAAUUUGGCCUUAGGCAGGGGCUAAAGCUGAUAGCUCUGUGGUUUUAAGGAAAGUUCUAAAGACUUUCUUGCUAAUGGUAUUUGUACAAUAAAAAUCUGUUUUAGUUGUUUAUGAUAUUAGUCAUUGAAGAUUUAUCUGCUUUGGGAGAAAUUUCUCCGGAACCACUGAAAGUUCCUGCCCAAGAGUUGAUGAAGAUAUUUUCCCCUCCAGUAGCUACCCCCUUCUUUGGCUUCCCCCACUUCAAACCUGCUACAGGAUGAACGGUGUCCUCUCCGGAAGAUCCCUGUUUGCACAACCUCUCCGAUUGUGCUUUUAUUUCCAGCAGAUCCUAUAGUCUCACUAAUCAGCUGGAAAGAAAUAGGGUGAUGGAAGGUGCAGGAAGCAGAGGCCUUUCUGAGGCCUAAGGAGGUUUGUUCCAGUUAUGGCCUGUGCUCAAAAUGCUGAGUCACCUUGGUUAGUGCUCAGAGCUCUGAUGGACGGACCCUGCCUCUCCUCUCCUCAAGGUUCCUGUGGAGACCUUUGAUUCAAGGCUGUUUGUGCUGGUGGAAUCUGGCCUAAGGAGAGCCAUGGGUAUUCUGACGCCUCUCACAAUCUCCCAUCUCUGAAAGAGUCACGGUUGCUCUCCCCUAAUCUCCAAGACGGAGUGUGUUUUGCCUUUAACCUCUAGCCUUAGCCAGACCUGCUAUGUGCAUUUCAGAAUCCGUGUAUAUUUUAGGAAGAUAAGAAGGCCUGCAGAAGAUUUGGCCAUUGCUUCUUUAGCACCUUUUUCUGUCUUUUUCUGGGGUGGGGGAGUGGAGGUGCUCCUUUAAAAUUUUGCAGACACCGGGGUUCCUGCUCUUUUUCAUCACCACGUGCCCCCUCUGCCCCGGCCCCGUGAUCAGCACGUACGUUAGCCAGGACUGUAGGAGGAAUUGGGACUCUUGGAGUAAGGAAUGGUGCAAAAGCUGGACCAAAAACUUCCAGUGGCCAAUGAGUACCUGUUGCUCUCUGGGGGAGUCCGGGAAGGCGUGGUGGACCUGGACUUAGAUGAGCUUAACGUGUAUGCCCGAGGGACAGACUAUGAUAUGGACUUCACUCUUCUGGUGCCAGCCCUUAAGCUACAUGACCGUAAUCAGCCUGUGACACUCGAUAUGCGCCACUCAGCCCUGUGCCACUCUUGGCUGAGCCUCCGGCUCUUUGAUGAGGGGACAAUCAGUAAGUGGAAAGACUGCUGCACCAUCGUGGAUCACAUCAAUGGUGCCACCAAUUACUUCUUCUCCCCAACCAAAGUGGCCGACUGGUUCUAUGACUCCAUCAGCAUUGUCCUGUCAGAGAUCCAGAAGAAACCCCAGCGAGGGAUGCCCAAGGUGGAAAAGGUAGAAAAGAACGGGACCAUCAUCUCCAUCAUCCUGGGCGUGGGGAGCAGUCGCAUGUUGUAUGAUAUUGUCCCUGUCGUCUCUUUCAAAGGCUGGCCCGCUGUGGCCCAGAGCUGGCUCAUGGAGAACCACUUUUGGGAUGGGAAGAUCACCGAGGAAGAGGUCAUCAGUGGGUUUUACUUGGUGCCUGCUUGCUCCUACAAGGGCAAGAAGGACAAUGAGUGGCGGCUGUCCUUCGCCAGGAGCGAGGUACAGCUGAAGAAAUGCAUCUCUGGUAGCCUCAUGCAGGCCUACCAGGCCUGCAAAGCCAUCAUCAUUAAACUCCUGUCCCGGCCCAAGGCGAUCAGCCCCUAUCACCUGCGGAGCAUGAUGCUUUGGGCCUGUGACAGACUUCCUGCUAACUACUUGGCCCAAGAAGACUAUGCAGCCCACUUUUUGCUGGGACUCAUUGAUGACCUACAACACUGUCUGGUCAACAAGAUGUGCCCCAAUUAUUUCAUCCCUCAGUGCAACAUGCUGGAGCACCUGUCGGAGGAGACCGUGAUGCUCCACGCGCGGAAGCUCUCCUCCGUGCGCUCAGACCCGGCCGAGCACCUGCGCACCGCCAUCGAGCACGUCAAGGCGGCCAACCGGCUGACGCUGGAGCUGCAGAGGCGGGGGAGCACCACCAGCAUCCCCUCCCCGCAGUCCGACGGAGGGGACCCCAACCAGCCCGACGACCGUUUGGCGAAAAAACUGCAGCAGCUGGUGACUGAGAACCCGGGGAAGUCCAUCUCUGUCUUUAUUAACCCUGAUGAUGUCACGAGGCCCCAUUUCAGAAUCGAUGAUAAAUUUUUCUGAGCAUUCUGCUGCCUUUUUUCUUUUUCUUUCUUUUUUUUUUUUUUUUCUUUUCCCGGGUUCUAAAACUCUCAUAAUGUGUAGUGUGGUUUGUGAUGCUGACUUGCCGUUUUUUACAUAUCCAGCCUAGAUUGGAUCUGUUAAGAACACGUUUUAAGUUUCCUGGUUCUGCAGGACGGUGCAGGCUCUGAAACAGUAUAUUACUAUUUCAUACUCUGCCUCUGAUUUGGUUGUUUACUCUUUGUAGUUAUUGUCACAUUGUUUUUGGUUCGGGUUUGUUUUGGGGUUUUUUGUUUGUUUUUUUAAGGAGAACUUGAGCCAUAGAUGAAAUGCCCAUGAAUUCUCUUGCUUUUUACUGUUUCAUGCUUUGUGUAAAUUUGUUAAUGAGCGUAGGGCAACAGAUACCUUUCUGAUGCUUCAGGAUGCUAUUUUUUUUUUGUCUUUUUUUUUUUUUAAUUUUUUUCAAUGAGCUUUCAUCACUACAGAUAUUUGAGAAUCAUCUGAACCUGGAAACUACCUGGUAUGUUAGCUGGAUUUAUUUCUUUUGACCAGCGACCAGAGUAGUUUCCCUCUUUCCACCAAACAAUGUAGACUUUGAAAGUGAUAAUGCUACCAGUUGUGUUUUGGAGCAACUUCAUUGAAUGUAAUUUUCCUCAGAUCAGAACUUUGGAUGGUUUGGAGGCUGUGUUUGACAACUCUCCAAACAGAAUUAAGGUUUCCAAAUGGUAGUUUUAGUGUGUGUAAUUAUUUGAAGCCUUAUUUAAAUCCUAUUAAAGAACAUACCAUUAUAAUUGUUAUUUGCACUAAUGAAAUCUUGGCCAUUGUCAGAGUUUCCGAUGUAUGUGUUUCAAUAUAAAUUGACAUCCACUGUUGAAAUGCUAUCUUUUUUUUUUUAGCCCAUUUUUCUCAAUCAAUAGAAUGAUUAUUUGCAUUUGUUUUGUUCUCCUUUAAUUGUGGGGUCCUGUUUUUUGCCCUCUUUGAUAUUCCUGGUUCCUGUCUCACUGAGAGAGGUUUGCAAAGCUUUACACCUGCUAAAUGACCAUCUGAAGCCGGAGAAAAUAUAUACUUGAUAGAGUAGUUGUCUUUGUAUGUACUGCUUUGGGGGUUAUAGAGGUAAGCUUUUUAUGUAACGUCUCUUUGCUUCUACUGGGAGUUGUGGGGAAAACUGGCAGAAAGAAUUUAUAAUCCCCAACAGAAGAUAGCAUGCCUAUUCAAAAGCAGGUGUUCUACAGAGCAGGAACGAGGGCAUAUCUGUGAGUGGUAGCUUCGUGUAGAGGUGUCUUCUCUUCAUGAGUGAAGUCGUUUGCCAUGUUUAGGUGCCGCAAGGCAUUGGCUCCUUGUUCUGGUAUGGACUCAUGGCAAACGGUGUUUGAAAGGUCAGGGGCCCUGCUGAUGUCUCAAAGGAUGACCAUGAUAUCUACUAUUGGAAAGGUCAAGCAACAUUUUGGAUUUGAUCUCGAAUGUCCAGACUCACAGGUUGGAAUUUGGCCAAUUGAAAUCCGGCAUAUGCGGUCUUGGGUUUUUGCAUGGGAAUUAAUGUAAUGCUUAUAACUGAAAAUGAAGUCAUUCAACCAUCUUAAGUCAAACACAAAAUAAUAAAAGAAACAUACUGGCCUUGGAAUUUUGUUGUUGUUGCUGUUGUUAGUUUGUGAUCCAGAAACUAUUUUCUUGUUAGUGAAACCAAUAAUCAUUUUCAGUAAAUACAAUGCUGGGUUUGCUGUUGUCUUUCAGUAGCAUCCAGUGUUAUUUGUAGUGAACCUCCAGUAUUCCUUUGUCCAUUUCCCCAGUUUUCCUCUGAGUAUCUACCUAUCCUCCACAUGAUCUAUGUCCUUCUCAUGAAAUGACUCCAUUCCCAGAGACGUGGUAUGAACUGAUUGACAUAACCAUUUCCUUAGCCACAGUGAUUAGCUAGGGAUUCAUCAUAUAACAUGAGCUGUUCCGGUCAGGGACGUGCUCAGGAUUCUGGCUUGGAAAGCUGGGGAAGAUGCAGGUCUCUGGAUGUGGAAGACGAAGCACUUGGCCUCUGUCACCCUGAAAUCUAUCUUGACUGGAGCCAGUGUGAGGAUGAAACUGACAUUGUGCGAUACUAUGGAGAGAAGAGAAAGAAAACCAUGAGCCAUC
Molecule: messenger RNA, 4463 nt
Organism: Mustela erminea (ermine)
Lineage: Eukaryota; Metazoa; Chordata; Mammalia; Carnivora; Mustelidae
Gene: MB21D2
Product: Mab-21 domain containing 2
Exons: 2
Coding region: 1083-2345 (420 amino acids)
Source: RefSeq, a predicted model, not a curated record